UAGUAACCAAUGUGCUUCAGUGUUUUCCGAUUAGACCUAUCGAGUUUUCGAAGCGAUACUCAAGCGCACAUUGUAUAUAAGCGUAUACAUGUCCACGUAUGCAAGACAUAUUGCGACGUGACAGCAGUAGUUAAGGUUCACGAGAUAAGCGUCGUUUUCGGGACUCGUUCCAUGUAACACAACACGGAGGUACUGUUCGCAUAUACGAGAUUCGACUUGCAUCGUCCAGAUAGAAAGAAAGAGGGGGCGUGACAACGAUUGAGUUAUUUGAAGAGUCACGCAGGACAAAGCAAACCCGUUACGGUUAGCAGCUAUUCAGCCAAGUUAAUACAGAUUCAAACGCCUGUAUAAAAAACACCUAUAUCCAGUACAUAUUAUAAAAAUGACUGAAUGCAUCGAGCGCAAAAAUAUAUUGACAGAUAGAUUUUUCAAGCCCGCUUCGAAUUUACAUUUAUCAACAACAAUAACAAGUUCAUCUAUAAGCAACGAUAUAUAUCUCGAUGAAAUUGACAGCAUUGACUAUCAUUUCGAAGAUGCACGCAAGGAAAGUUUCAGAAACUGGCCAUGUGCAUCUAUACUACCAGCGAGACUUGCGGCAGCAGGAUUUUACUAUACAGGAGAGAGCGACAAAGUGAGAUGUUUCGAGUGUCAUGUGGAAAUAAGCCAAUGGCUGCCAGAUGAUGACCCGAUGGUCGAUCAUCAACGGUGGUCUGCGAAAUGUAGGUUUAUUCGGAAUAUUCCGUGUGGCAAUGUACCCACGGGUGUAGAUCCCAGCACAAUUCCACCAUCGGUGCCUAGAGGAAGAGAUGUGUGUGGACCUUAUGGUAUAGAAUACAGUCCUAAUGCUACUUCAGAUAAUACCACCACCAAUGUACACAUACAAGAUACAGCAGCAGUAACGCUUAACUUUGGAGCAGGAGGAGGAGGAGGACGUGCUGACUCCUCAAAGAACCCGAAACAUCCUCAAUUUGCUAAUUAUGACGAUAGAUUACGUACAUUUGAAAUGUGGCCUAUAUCAAUGCCACAAACCAAGGAGCAAUUGGCAACUGCUGGAUUUUAUUAUACAGGAAAUGGUGAUCAAACAUUAUGCUAUUAUUGCGGAGGCGGAUUGAAAGAUUGGGAGCCAGAGGAUGAUCCUUGGGAACAGCAUGCCAAAUGGUUUUCUAAAUGUUGUUACUUGCUUAUGGUUCAAGGACAGGAAUAUGUAAACAAAGUUACUGGAAAAUCCAACAGCAAACAGGAAUCUUAUAAGCAAUCUAUAGCAAUCUGUGAGGAAGAUGAAAAAGUUGACGAUGAGGAGGAGUGUUAUCCUCCUCCUGGACCAAGCUCUCAAAAUUCAAUAGGCUCUCAAGAUAGUGGCUUUGAGAGCAUAGGCGGCGGAAUCUCGACGGAAUCAAACGAGUUUAGUAGUGAUCAUCGAUUAUCUACUGUCGCAAAAUCGCAAAAUAAUUUACCCGGUAAACCAAUCGAUGAUGCGAGGAUGUGCAAAAUCUGUUAUAACAGAGAAUUAAGGAAAGUAUUUGUACCGUGUGGACACUUGGUUGCUUGUGCUGAGUGUGCAAAGAACAUGAAAACAUGUGCAGUAUGUCGUAAACCCGUGGUGGAUACUGUACAAGCCAUCAUCUCAUAGUCACUAUAUCAUAAUUUUUUGAAUUUCAUCAUUGAACAUCGGUAGCAAAAGCGUUACUUUUGCAGAGAUAAAAACUAUAUGACAUGACUCAUGUAGUAUACCAUUCUGCAAGUACAAUCUAUACAAUGAGAUGAAUGAAGCUAUUUUGAACCAGACACGGAUAAUUAAUGUUAUAAUGCUGUAUAAUAGUUCUAUAAUGAUGACAGCCAUACAUAUUUUUUUAAUGAAUAAAGGACCAGUAUGUUUUA
Messenger RNA from Dinoponera quadriceps, 1878 nucleotides. RefSeq names its product baculoviral IAP repeat-containing protein 3-like. Gene Ontology annotation, cellular component: cytoplasm; nucleus. Bases 383 to 1630 code for a protein of 415 amino acids. The record is from RefSeq and is a predicted model, not a curated record. Lineage: Eukaryota; Metazoa; Arthropoda; Insecta; Hymenoptera; Formicidae. The transcript has 3 exons.